Messenger RNA from Tetranychus urticae (two-spotted spider mite), 1497 nucleotides. RefSeq lists its product as uncharacterized. Gene Ontology annotation, molecular function: protein binding. The record is from RefSeq and is a predicted model, not a curated record. Lineage: Eukaryota; Metazoa; Arthropoda; Arachnida; Trombidiformes; Tetranychidae.
AAGUGACGCAAUGCAUCAUAUGUUAUUUUGUUUACAUCCUUGCUGCUCACAGAUGAUGUUAAUAGAUGUUCUUACUGUUCUGUGUCUCUUUGUAACUAUUUAAAUAAUUCCUAAUCGUGAUUUUCUAGUCUCAAUUUUAUAUUUCUGUUGAAUUUGUGAAAACUUUGACCAUGGAAACAUUGGCUGACCAAUUAGACUCGUCAUUGUCACAAAUGACAUAUUCAUUACUCGAUCUCAAUGAUGAUUGUCUUCAUCAUAUUUUCUCAUAUAUUGUCAACAUUCGAGAAAGAUUACGACUGAGGAGAGUGUGUAAACGAUUUGCCCAGAUAAUCACUAGUGGUUUGAAGACUGACUAUAUUUGUUUGAGUACCGUCAACUUACUCUAUCCAAGUGAAUUGAUUGAUCUUACGAAAAAAUUCUCAAUUAAAUUUGAAAAAAGCGACAUAUUUAAUGCUGUUCAUAAAGUCUAUGAGCUUCACAACGAGAUAUUCAAUUUUACUCAUGAUGAUACUCAAGGUUUUCUUGAUCUUCCAACUGGUUCGUUAUUCUUCGUGGUGAAAUUUAUCAUGAAAUCUAGAUACACUAGGAGAUCAAAUGACCAAACGUAUUAUAGGAAUUGGGCUAUGACGCUUAUAGAAUAUGACUUGGCAGAAUUCAAAUGGAUAUUGAUGCGCUGUCCUCAAUUAAAAAUAUUGCAUGUUCAUGGUCUUCAUCUGGACGGGUAUGAUCUGAAAUACAUACCAAAAACACUAGAACAUCUCCAUUUAAUCAAUACAACAAUUGCUUUGCACGACUUUGGAGAUUUUUUAUCAACCCAUGGUGAAAAAUUGCAAACUCUAGUGUAUUCAAGACACACUGUAAUACCAUUAGACUCUGACAGAAUCAUUAUCAGCCAAAUUGAGCAUCAUUGUCCGAACUUAGAAACACUUGGACUUCAGCUAUCAUAUCGUAGCUUAACUAAUUUUGGCUCUUUUAAAAAUCUUCGCAAUUUAACUAUAGAAGGCUGUGGACGACCAAAAUCUUUCUAUGAAACAGUUCUUCGUAGCUGUCCUAAUUUAUCUGAAUGUAAAUUUACCUUUAAAACUCCUCCGUCAAAGGAAUUGCUUUCUCAAUGGUAUACCGAGUUUCCAAAUCUGAAGAAAGUGCAAGUUGAACUUGAAGAAACCCACGUAUUAGCAAUUUGUCCACCACCGCCUAGUUCAUUUUGAGAUGGAAAAUUGUAGAUGAAAUCCUAGGACCGGCAAAAUUGAAUUUUCGAAUUAAUCAUUUAUCAGACUUCACCAUUCAUUGAUCACUUUUGAUUAUUCCGAUUACCGAAAUUAAUGAAUUUAAAGAUUCUUUAGCUUUUGUAAAAUUGGUGAUAGUUCCUAUCGACAGCAAGAUUCAGUGUAAUAUGCUUUGUACAUCAGUAAAUUACUGGGUAUUACGACUUGAACACAAAUAUCACCGCCAUUAUUAUCGAAUUAAAUAAAAUAAAAUCAAUUUGGCUUGCGAAAA